Messenger RNA from Aphis gossypii (cotton aphid), 1783 nucleotides. RefSeq lists its product as uncharacterized. NCBI's taxonomy places the organism in Eukaryota, Metazoa, Arthropoda, Insecta, Hemiptera, Aphididae. Bases 163 to 834 code for a protein of 223 amino acids. The record is from RefSeq and is a predicted model, not a curated record. Gene Ontology annotation, molecular function: sequence-specific DNA binding. The transcript is spliced from 5 exons.
CAGUAUUCGCAAGUUCGCAACUCACAAAUAUUCAAAUUUGAAGUAUAAUAGUAUUAUACAAUAUUAUACAUUAAUGCGUAGAAAUGUAGAAUGAUCUAUUAUAUAUAUAGUAGUUAGCGAUAUAUUAUAAUAAGACACGAAGACACAAUAAUUGUUGGUAUAAUGUCCAGAAAUUGUUUUGUUCCUCAUUGUCAUGAGGGUAACAAAUCCCAAAUUAAAAAAAACAAAUUACUCGGAAUAAAACGUAAAACAAUGUUUAAAGCGCCAAAGGACGCACUUCUUCUGGAGAUAUGGGCUAAAGCAAUCCAAAGGACUGAUAAAAAAUUGCGUCCUGGGAUUGACAGUGUAUGUGAAAAACAUUUUGAUGAAACUUGUGUACAUAGAUAUUUUGAAACUAAGAUGGCUGAUGGUUCAAUUCAUCUGAUAGAAAGAGGUAGAUUAUCAUUAAAAAAAAAUGCGGUUCCAUCAAGAUUUCCAGAUUUGCCACAGAGCUUAACUAUGAUCGAACCAAUUAAUAAAACUAAACUUAACAAUAUUUCAAGUACAAUUGAUAAUGUAUCUGAAACUUAUAAUAAUUUAAAAGAUACAUUAAUUAACAUGAAAUUACCAGCUGAAUGGUUUUUUUGUUGUGCACAUAAUUCAUUGGUAUUAGGUUAUUUAGAUUCUAAUCAUGAACUAGUAAAAAAAAUUAUUAUUUCAAGUAAUGACCUAAAUGUAAAGGUAUCUAUUAAAAAUAAGCAAAUAAUCAUACCACAGAAACCAGUUACAUGUGUUGAUGAUAUUCAGAAAAUUCUAAAAACUGUUGAUGAUGUUAAAAUGUGCACUGAAAGUUAAAAUGAUAAUUGUACAAAAUCUGAACAACGUUGUGUUGAGAGUUCAAAAGAAAAGAAAUUUAAUAUGGAUGUUCAAGGAUUACUAAAAAAAAUGGAUAACAGAUAACCAACUACCAAACAUUUUAUAAAGAAUCAGAGGCAAUCUCAGGAUAUUUCAAUGAAGGAGGAUGAAAAAAAUAGUUACAUAAUAAGCCGUGAGGGUUACCAAAAGUAGACAAUACGUGUAUUACUAAUAUGUAAAAAAAUAAAGAACCUUGGGGGGGAUCUAUCCCCCAUAUCUCCCUCGUGAGAACGCCCAUGUAAAGAAUAUUUAUUGUAAUAAACAACUUAAUUUAAAGUCUGUUUAGUUAUAAAAUCAGUUUGGGAAAGCAGAGGAAUGGGAUUAAAUAUGGGAAUAUUCUACAGGCAAAAUUUACUUGGUAAAGUCAAAUUAAUUAGAACAAUUAAACAUGAUAUUAAUUAAUCAAAAUUUUUAUUUUUAUUCCUUGUACAUGAAUGGAUACUUAAAAUAAUCAAAUGUAUAAUAUCUAAUAAGUUUAAUUUUGUAUACAUUUUUUUUUUUUGUUGUAUUUUUAAACAAAAUUUUGAAACAAACAAAAAUGAACUAGUUAUUUACUUACAAAUAAGUUUACAGUACUCUAAAAUAAUUAGUUAAGUAAAAAAAAUAAAUACAAUUACAUAACUUUUGAAUUUAUUGAUACCCAUCUUUUGGAUAGCAGUUAAUUAUAUACUGUCAAUUGGUUGGACUUCUUUGCUCUUCACUCAUGCUUAUCAACCUCAACUCAGAAUUUAAAAUUCUCUGUGGUAAAAAAUCUUAUUUACUAUGAUUUGUAUAAAUAAUAAGAAUAAAUCUUUAAUGCAUGUUAUUAAUUAUUGAUUUAUAUAUGUAAUACAUGUUAUCGCUGAUAUAAUUACAUUAUUAUUUAUUAUAAUUUUAUAAUAUUGAUUCA